Molecule: messenger RNA, 3365 nt
Organism: Aphanomyces astaci
Lineage: Eukaryota; Oomycota; Saprolegniomycetes; Saprolegniales; Verrucalvaceae
Exons: 13
Coding region: 32-2311 (759 amino acids)
Biological process (GO): proteolysis
Molecular function (GO): metallocarboxypeptidase activity; zinc ion binding
Source: RefSeq, a predicted model, not a curated record
AUUUUUGCCAUUUUGCACGACAGACGGCAGCAUGACGAGAGCGAUACUGGUGCUAUUGCCAGCAUUAUGUGUACUUGCCAAUGCUUCGAGGCUGAAGAGUGGGCAUGAUGUGCGGAGGAGUGUCGUUGAGGCACACCGUGACACCGCUGAAGUCCUUCUUCCCUCGGAUGACUGCACAUGGAAGCGCAUUUGGCGCGCAGACAUCUCGCAACAAGCUUCUUCGUCGGACAAAGAAUCGAAUGCAAGCGGACACAAUACACGCGCCGAUGGGUCGGGAUUCGUGAUUGAGGUCGCGCAGGACUGGAACGGGUCGUACGUAUCAAGCCACGUCGUGUUCUCUCUGGAAGGCGCAACCUUCCCACCGCAGGGCAAGCUGGUGCUACGUGCGCAAUUCCCAACCGGUCGCGGCCUUCGACCUGUGCUGAAGCUGGUCAAGCACGCCAAGGAGUUGGUGGUCGUCCAAGGCAGCAGCAACCACCCCACGAGCUUGAUUGUCAAUCCACGGGUUCCUGGACCGACCGCCGCCAAGGCAGCAUCCAGUCGUCUGCGUCUCCAGGACUUUCCCUGUCUCCACGAAUCGUUUGCAUCCGCCACACACUCAUUUGAACUGUCAUGGGACAACCACUGGCUUCGGUGGUACGUGGACGGCGCGUUUUACGCAGAAGCCCCUCACCCGACCUCGUUCUUCACGCCCGACGCCACGUACCCCCUCUCCGUCGUCGUAGCGGUCGACGUGGUCGGCGACAUUGCUCCGCCGCCAUCCAGUGCCGCUGCUGCGGCGGCGGCAUUCCAUGUCCAAGAUCUGCUGCUCCUAGAACAAACGUCGAACACGUGCACCCCGGUCUUUGUCAACCCCGCGGACUGCCGCCAGUACUCUGCCAACCCCCCUCGGCCACCAUCUUCCCCUCUCCCUCCGAUUCGAUCGGGGUCGCUGGAAGGCUCCAUGUCCCUCGCCCAAGUGUACGACUUUCUCAACGACGCCAUCCCCGACCUGUUGUCGGACAUGCCCCACAUGUGGCGCAAUGAAGUGAUUGGCACGUCUGUGGAAGGCCGGCCGAUCGUCGCGCUGUGUCUGGGCCUGUGUCAUGCCACGUCAUCGCCUCCUCAAGCGUUGUACACUGGUCUGCACCACUCCCGAGAGCCCAUGUCCAUGAUGAACUUGGCAUUUUUCAUUGACCAUCUGGUGCUGGGGCUGCGAGGCCACCAUCCAGCGAUCACGUCGUUGCUGUGGUCGCGCCAGUUGUGGUUCAUCCUCGUGGUAAACCCCGACGGGUACGCAUAUAACGAAGCGCACAUGCCGCUGCAUCCGGACCAAUCGUUUGCAGGCCAGCGCAAGAACCGGCAUCCGUCAACGUGCGGCAAAGCUCCCGACACUGGCGUCGACUUGAACCGCAACUACGACGUGUGCUUCUCCGAGGACGACGUGGGCAGCAGCGACGACGUGUGCGGAGAGGACUAUCGCGGCCCCGCGGCAUUUUCCGAGCCAGAGACCCGCGCCGUUCGAGAUUUGGUCGCCCGGCACAACUUUACUACGGCGUUCAACUACCACUCAUUUGGAGAGUACUUUAACAUCCCGUUCGCGUGCCAGCCCAAGGGCGUGCCGCCGCCGUUCGCUAUGACCGUGUUCAAAGCCCUGGCGACUGACAUGACCAAGCUCAACGGGUUCAAAUAUGGCCAGUCGUGGAAAGAGAGCAACUUGUACUCUGUGAACGGAGAAACAAGCGACUGGAUGUGGCACGCCCACGGUAUCUUUGCCAUGUCCCCCGAGACUGGGCCACGGUUUGACGUGGGGAGUUUCAGAGGGUUCUGGCCGUCCGACCCGUCGUUGAUCCUUGCAAUAUGCGAACAAUUGCUGCACUCCAACUACGUGUUGGCGCAGAGUGCCGGGCCAGAGAUCGAGCUGACCAUGGACAAAUGGACCACGAUCGACAUGGACAACACUGACGGUGGUGGCGGCGUGGCUGGGGUGACGUUGGACAUCACUCUAUGGAACCACGGCCUGCGGUCGUCGUCGAGGGCGGUCGAAGUCGUAGCGUCCGUGCACCUGAAUGGAAGUCAAAGCAGUCCCGUGUACUCGCUUCCGACGCUGUUACAUGCCGCGGACCCGCAUAACGCCGCCGUGCGGCUCACCAUGGUCGUGCCAAAUGACAACAUGACGACAUCGCUGCCCAGUCGCGUGUACUUGGUGGUUCGCGACGGGUGGACCUGCUCGUUUUACCGCAUAUGUACGUAUGUCUCGAAUGUCUUCUACGCUAUCGCAUGUGUGACAGUGUCAUGUGACGCUGUGUUGGUGGGUUCGAAAAAUGUGUGAUGGUGUUGGUUGUAGCGUUGGGCCAUGCCGCCGCCGACGGGGCGUUUCAAGUGUGGCGGCCGCUGGUGCUGCCGCCGUGCGGCACGUGUGCAUCGUUUGGAUCGGAUCUGUCUGUUCACAGUGAUCAUGUGAACUGCAUGACAUUGCACGCGUCCUUGCUGCAUGUGACAGUGUCGCAUACUCACAUUGACGACGUGGAUGGGAACUUGACCAAGUACGACGACGACAUGGUUGACACGGUGGGUGUAGUCACUUUGAGGCCCAACAGCAUGCCAGAGGUGGCCCAUCAUGAGAAGAAGGCUUUGCUGCUGGUCAGUUUGAUUGUGCUGCUGGGGAUGGUGGUCGGCAUGAUUGGGCUUCGACACGCCAAAGCCAAACGGUCGUCCGACCGUGACGAGUAUGCCAAAGUGUCCAAGACCGAAGCCGCCGCCGACGACAACGACGAAGAAGAAGCACUAGACAACAUGCUCGACUUGAGUUCGCCGAAGUCGAUUCCGGAAACCCCGUCAUCCAUGAUGGAGACUGGAACGCAGAGGCGGGUGCGGUCCCCUCUGCGGGAAGAUCAACAAGGACUUCUAGUCAAGGACAAUGCGGUCAGUCGUCGAGUUCGAUCGCCACCGCCGCCCUCCACUCGUGGCGGCAGUAGCAAUAGCCAUGACGAAGUGUAACGUAUGUAUGUACAUUACAUCACGAAUCUCUGCUCAAAACGAGCUGGCUGCUGGUCGUUCGUCCUAGUCCGUCUUCUUCAGCUCUUCUUGCCUAGCCGCGCUGGUCGCACCGUCUUCAGUCCCCCACUGAAGCUUGCCUUGGGCUUGCAAGCUGCGCGCUUCCAUAAGGAACCAGUUGAUUGACAAGGUCAACCCCACAGCGAGAAACAAAAACACAAACAUGUGAAUCGAGUCUUCGAUGCCCGACCAUAUCGUCAGCCCGAUCACCGCCAGCAGCGUCACGAGCACCCCGUUGAGCACAAUCACAAACUUGUCCCCUGUGCCUGGCUCCAGCGCCGACUUGAUGGCAUCGGCGAACACUCCCAUCGUUUGUUGUGUUCUGAAGC